Sorex fumeus (smoky shrew) is the source of this 2019-nucleotide messenger RNA. It is a transcript of the gene TPH2, whose product is annotated as tryptophan hydroxylase 2. Bases 10 to 1485 code for a protein of 491 amino acids. The transcript is spliced from 11 exons. Gene Ontology annotation, biological process: aromatic amino acid metabolic process; serotonin biosynthetic process. Gene Ontology annotation, cellular component: neuron projection. Lineage: Eukaryota; Metazoa; Chordata; Mammalia; Eulipotyphla; Soricidae. Gene Ontology annotation, molecular function: tryptophan 5-monooxygenase activity; iron ion binding. The record is from RefSeq and is a predicted model, not a curated record.
CUGGGAUCCAUGCAGCCAGCAAUGAUGAUGUUUUCCAGUAAAUACUGGGCAAGGAGAGGGUUUUCCUUGGAUUCAGCAGUGCCCGAAGAGCAUCAGCUACUUGGAAGCGUAAGCCUCAAUAAAGCUAACAGCAGCAAAAAUGAUGAUAAAAAUGUUAAUAAGGGAAACAGCAAAAGUGAAACUGCUACAGAAAGUGGCAAGACGGCUGUUGUAUUCUCCUUGAAAAAUGAAGUUGGAGGAUUGGUGAAAGCACUGAAACUCUUUCAGGAAAAGCAUGUCAAUAUGCUUCAUAUUGAAUCCAGACGAUCUCGAAGAAGAAGUUCAGAAGUUGAAAUCUUUGUGGACUGUGAGUGUGGCAAAACAGAAUUCAACGAGCUCAUUCAGCUGCUGAAGUUUCAGACCACAAUUGUGACACUGAAUCCCCCGGAGAACAUUUGGACUGAGGAAGAAGAGCUAGAGGAUGUGCCCUGGUUUCCCCGGAAGAUCUCUGAAUUAGACAAAUGCUCUCACCGAGUUCUCAUGUACGGAUCUGAGCUGGAUGCCGAUCACCCAGGAUUUAAGGACAACGUCUAUCGGCAGAGAAGAAAGUAUUUUGUGGAUGUGGCCAUGGGUUAUAAAUAUGGUCAGCCCAUUCCCCGGGUGGAGUACACUGAGGAAGAAACAAAAACUUGGGGUAUUGUGUUCCGGGAGCUCUCAAAGCUCUACCCCACUCAUGCUUGCCGGGAGUAUUUGAAAAACUUCCCUUUGCUGUCGAAAUACUGCGGCUACCGGGAGGAUAACGUGCCUCAACUCGAAGACGUUUCCUUGUUCCUGAAAGAAAGAUCUGGGUUCACAGUGAGACCUGUGGCUGGUUAUCUGAGCCCAAGAGACUUCCUGGCAGGACUGGCCUACAGAGUGUUCCACUGUACUCAAUAUAUCCGCCAUGGCUCGGACCCUCUCUACACGCCAGAACCGGAUACAUGCCAUGAACUCCUGGGGCAUGUUCCACUACUUGCAGACCCUAAAUUUGCCCAAUUUUCACAAGAAAUAGGCCUGGCAUCCCUGGGAGCAUCAGAUGAAGAUGUUCAGAAACUAGCCACAUGCUAUUUCUUCACAAUCGAGUUUGGCCUUUGCAAGCAAGAAGGGCAACUGCGGGCAUAUGGAGCAGGACUGCUUUCCUCCAUUGGAGAAUUAAAGCAUGCUCUUUCUGACAAAGCCUGUGUGAAAGCCUUUGACCCCAAGACCACUUGCUUACAGGAAUGCCUUAUUACCACCUUCCAGGAAGCCUACUUUGUUUCAGAAAGUUUUGAGGAAGCCAAAGAAAAGAUGAGGGAUUUUGCAAAAUCAAUUACCCGUCCCUUCUCGGUGCAUUUCAAUCCCUACACACAGAGUGUUGAAAUUCUCAAAGACACUCGAAGUAUUGAAAAUGUGGUGCAGGACCUCCGCAGUGAUUUGAACACAGUGUGUGAUGCCUUGAACAAAAUGAACCAAUAUCUGGGGAUUUGAUGUUGGAACCAGUAUUGAUGCCAGCAUUGUAUUUGGGGGACUUAGCAGCAACUUGGUCAAUGUCAUAUAACACCAUGACUUUCUGUGUAAUGCCUUGGCUAGAAAGCAUGCGAUUUCAUCCACCUCUACCUAUUUGUAACUCAACUGUAUUAAUGUGUGAAAUCCCACAAGGAACUCAAUGACAGAUAACCACUCAUUGUAGGAAAAAUUGUAAUACAUUUAAAUGUCUUAAAUAGAUUUGACAUUCUUGCCUGGUGUCCUUAAACAAACUGUACCUGUUUUAAAAUUUGUAACAAAUAGCCAUGGUAUAAUUCUAGCUUAUGACCUUUACUUCUCAGACUGAGCUUCCCCUCUGUAUUCAUUAGAAAAAUGAAAAUAGCAGUGAAGUUGAUUCUAUUUCUAUAGUAUUAGUGUUUUCACAGCAUUAUUUAAGAUAAACACAAAUUGUAUGAAACUUCACAUUAAUAAAAGAUUCAGUAUUGCUUCAAAAUUUAAAUUGCUGAACACACUAGGUGGACUGCUUUUUAGUUUGAG